Molecule: messenger RNA, 1061 nt
Organism: Scatophagus argus
Lineage: Eukaryota; Metazoa; Chordata; Actinopteri; Scatophagidae
Gene: srp19
Product: signal recognition particle 19
Exons: 5
Coding region: 320-745 (141 amino acids)
Biological process (GO): SRP-dependent cotranslational protein targeting to membrane; SRP-dependent cotranslational protein targeting to membrane, signal sequence recognition
Cellular component (GO): signal recognition particle, endoplasmic reticulum targeting
Molecular function (GO): 7S RNA binding
Source: RefSeq, a predicted model, not a curated record
GAUGGGCCCUCGGAAGAGUCGUAUUUUAGGUUGGGUUUACGCUACAGAUCUACUUGGAAAGGUUUAAUAAAAGAUCUCCCAGGUGCGUGCUAGUGGCCACAGAGUGUAGAGUAACCCCGGCGCACUCUGUACAGUGAAACGAGCGCACCGACUGCUUGUCAACAGUCAGUUAAUGUGCAUGUGGAGCAGCCGUAUGGCUGUGCGUUUUACGGCACAAAGCUGACCGUGCCGUUACUCGCUUUCUUGUUAACGUUUGGGUUAGUACAUACCGGCAAGACUCGACCGUCUGCAGUUAGACAAACGGCCCAACGAACAAACGAUGGCCCAUCUAACUCAAAACCCCGCUGAUAAAGAAAGGUUCAUCUGCAUCUAUCCAGUGUACAUCAACAGUAAGAAGACGCUGGCUGAAGGACGAAGGAUCCCCACAGAGAAGGCUGUUGAGAACCCGUCCUGUGCUGAGAUCAGAGACGUCCUGACGGCUGCUGGGCUCAACGUCUACAUGGAGAACAAAAUGCAUCCCAGGGAGUGGAACAGGGACGUCCAGUUCAGAGGUCGUGUCAGGGUUCAGGUGAAGCAGGCUGACGGCAGCUUCUGUCAGGAGAAAUUCUCCUCCCGUAAAGACGUGAUGUUUUACGUAGCUGAGAUGAUCCCUAAACUGAAGACCCGGACCCAGAAGAGCGGAGGGGGAGACACCAGCUCCCAGCAGGGAGAGGGAGGCAAGAAGAGCAAGAAGAAGAAGAAAUAGAGCCAGAAAAUGUUUUUUAUUUCUUUUUGAACUAAUUGUGAGGUCGUCGUGAUUGAUUCCAGCAGUUUGAGACAGAAUCAAACACUGAGCUUGUUGUUUUUUGUCAUUGUGACCACAGAAACUCUUUCAGCUGGAGGUGAAUUCUGUUCCUUAUUCUUUAGAUUUUGACAUUUUCUGUGACCUGUGAAUCCUGCUCACUUAGUUUCCAGAAACACGAGCAGCAGCAGAGAGACGAGCUCGUUUGUGUUAUGGCGUUCGCUGUGUUGCUCCAUUCUGUUCCCUUCACUUUCACUCUCAGUAAAAACUUCCUCUCCGU